Pelodiscus sinensis (Chinese soft-shelled turtle) is the source of this 3966-nucleotide messenger RNA. RefSeq names its product integrin subunit alpha 9 (gene ITGA9). Gene Ontology annotation, molecular function: integrin binding. NCBI's taxonomy places the organism in Eukaryota, Metazoa, Chordata, Testudines, Trionychidae. Gene Ontology annotation, biological process: cell adhesion mediated by integrin; cell-cell adhesion; integrin-mediated signaling pathway. Gene Ontology annotation, cellular component: external side of plasma membrane; integrin complex. The record is from RefSeq and is a predicted model, not a curated record.
GAUUGGAGCAAACUGCAGCUUCUCUGCGAGGCGGCCACAAAAGUCCCUGGCUGCUGCGGGACGGAGUCAGAACCCCUGGCUGCAGCCCACCCAGCCCGUCUGCUGCAGCCGCGGGGCGCUGCCCGGGCCUCCACGGGCUGGGGCUGGCUGUGGUGCAUGCGGGUCCCAACUCCAGCGUAACCCCCCGCCCCACCCCGGGCUGCCUGCAGUGAGGGGGGCAGGCGCCGCACUGUGCAAGGACGGAGGCGCUCCCUGCCCUGCCCCGCAGGAUGCCUGGACCCCAGGGGAAGGGCAAGCGGCGUUGGUUAAAAGUGCUGGUGGCUUGGACGGCCGUGGCCUUGGCUUAUUCCUACAACGUGGACCUGGAUCAUCCCGUGGUCUACCAGGGGCCCAAUGGCUCCUUCUUUGGCUACUCGGUGCUGGAGCAUUACUACGAUAACACCCGCUGGGUCCUGGUUGGUGCCCCAAAGGCAGAUUCUAAAUACAGCACCUCUGUUAAGUCCCCAGGAGCUAUCUUUAAAUGUCGAGUCCACACCAAUCCUGAGAGGAGGUGCACAGAGCUGGAUAUGGGUCGAGGCAAUGCUCGUGGCAUGCUCUGUGGAAAAACCUGUAAGGAGGAUAGAGAUGAUGAAUGGAUGGGCGUAAGCCUGGCUAGGCAGGCCAAAGCUGAUGGAAGCGUGCUGGCCUGUGCACAUCGCUGGAAAAACAUCUACUAUGAGACAGAAUACAUCCUCCCCCAUGGUUUCUGCAGCAUCAUCCCUCCAAACCUCCAGUCCAGCGGUCGAAAAUUAUUUCCCUGCUAUGAAGAGUAUAAGAAGAAAUACGGGGAAGAGCAUGGCUCGUGUCAGGCUGGAAUAGCGGCUUUCUUCACUGAGGAGCUAGUCAUCAUGGGAGCACCAGGAUCUUUUUACUGGACAGGAACUGUGAAAGUGUUGAACCUCACCGACAACACCUAUUUCAAAUUGAAUGAUGAUGCUGUGGUGGCCAGGCGGUACACAUAUUUAGGAUAUGCAGUGACAGCAGGUCAUUUCUCCCAGCCGACUACCACAGACGUUGUAGGAGGAGCUCCCCAGGAUGGAGGCAUCGGAAAGGUUUAUAUUUUCAGAACAGACAGGCGAUCAGGCUCCUUAAUAAAGAUUUUUCAGGCAUCCGGUAAAAAGAUGGGCUCUUACUUUGGCUCCUCCUUAUGUGCAGUUGAUCUGAACUCGGAUGGACUUUCAGACCUGCUGGUUGGAGCACCCAUGUUUUCUGAGAUCAGGGAUGAGGGUCAAGUCACAGUCUAUAUCAACAGAGGAAAUGGAGUCCUGGAAGAGCAGCCUGUUCUGAACGGUGACAAUGCCUACAAUGCACACUUCGGGGAAAGCAUGGCCUCCCUAGGAGAUAUUGAUGAUGAUGGAUACUCAGAUGUUGCCAUUGGGGCCCCAAAGGAGGAUGACUACAUAGGAGCGGUGUAUAUCUACCAUGGCGACGCUGGUGGCAUUGUUCUGCAGUACUCUAUGAAACUUUCUGGACAAACUAUAAACCCAAUGCUGCGGAUGUUUGGCCAAUCCAUAUCAGGAGGCGUUGAUAUGGAUGGAAAUGGUUAUCCAGAUAUGACCAUUGGGGCCUUCAUGUCUGACAAUGUGAUACUUCUAAGGUCUAGACCUGUCAUUACAAUGGAUAUCUCCAUUUUCCUGCCUGUUUCCAUCAAUAUCACAGCUCCCCAGUGCCACGAUGGCUUGCAGCAGGUGAACUGCCUCAAUGUCACAGUUUGCUUUCGUUUCAAUGGCAAACAUGUUCCAGGAGAAAUAGGUUUGAAUUAUAUCUUGACUGCAGAUGUGGCAAAGAAAGAAAAAGGCCAACAGCCCAGGGUUUACUUUGUGUCUUCUGGGGAAACAAUGGGACAGGUUGUGGAGCAGUUACAGCUGUCAUACAUGAAGGAAAAGUGUGAGCCCUACCUAGCCUACGUGAAGAGACGAGUGAAAGAUGUGAUAUCCCCUAUUGUGUUUGAAGCGGCAUAUAGUCUUGGGGACCACGUGUUGGGAAAGGAGAAGGAGCUACCUGCCCUCAAACCCAUUCUCCGUUGGAAGAAGGGAGAGAAGAUAGCGCAGAGAAAUCAGACUGUUUUUGAGAGGAAUUGUCAGUCAGAGGAUUGUGCUGCAGAUUUGAAACUUCAGGGUAAAUUAUUGCUGUCUAGUGUUGAUGAGAAAACCCCCUAUCUGGCGUUGGGAGCAGUAAAGAACAUUUCACUUAAUAUUUCCAUUUCUAAUAUUGGGGAUGAUGCUUAUGAUACCAAUGUGUUCUUCAACUUUUCCAGAGAGCUCUUUUUUAUCAAAAUGUGGCAAAAGGAAGAGCUGGGCAUAGCCUGUGAGCUGUUGGAGUCAGACUUCCUCAAGUGCAGCGUGGGAUUUCCUUUCAUGAGAUCCAAGUCCAGGUAUGACUUCAGUGUGAUCUUUGAUACAAGCCACUUGUCUGGGGAAGAGGAGUUUCUUUCAUUCCUAGUAACUGCCCAAAGUGGAAACCUAGAACACUCUGAAUCGCUACAUGACAACACUUUGACCCUGGCAGUGCCUCUGGUGCAUGAAGUGGACUCAUCUAUCACUGGAACUGUCUCCCCAACUUCCUUUGUUUAUGGCGAGUCUGUGGAAGCAUCCAACUUUGUUCAGCUGGAGAAUUAUGAAUGUCUUUUUCAGCCUCUCAACUUCACUCUUCAGGUUUACAACAGUGGACCAAGCACUCUCCCUGAAUCUUUUGUUGAGAUUUUGUUUCCUAACCGCCUCUCUGCUAGUGGGCCUGAAACUUUUCAUAUUCAGCAAAUGAUGGUCUCUCAGGAGAAAGGAAGCUGCUCUUUUCAGAAAAACCCUAAUCUGUGUGUCAUCCCUCAAGAAAAUGACAAUAUUUUUCAUACGAUAUUUGCUUUUUUUACCAAAUCUGGCAGAAAAGUACUGGACUGUGAAAGACCAGGCAGAUCCUGUUUAAUUAUACGCUGUAAUUUAAGCUCACUAGCAAAAGCAGAAUCCCGCAAUAUAGAUAUUUACAUGCUGCUGAAUACUGAGAUAUUAAAGAAGGACAGUUCAUCAGUCAUUCAGUUUGUGACAAGGGCGAAGGUGAGGGUGGACAAAACACUCAGGAUUGUGGAAGUGUCUAAUGGGAAUCCUGAAAAUGCAACAGUGGUCUUUGAGGCCUUGCACAAUCUGGAGCCUCGUGGUUAUGUUGUGGGAUGGAUCAUUGCAAUUAGUUUGCUGGUGGGAAUUCUCAUCUUCCUGUUGUUGGCUGUGCUCUUAUGGAAGAUGGGCUUCUUCCGCAGGAGAUACAAAGAAAUCAUUGAGGCUGAGAAAAACAGGAAGGAAAAUGAAGAUAGUUGGGACUGGGUCCAGAAAAAUCAAUGAACUGCCAGAAAAAAGGUCAUGUGACAUACACUUGCUAGCCUAUUGGUCCUGCUCUUGUAUCUUCCAUAUGUGGAAGAAGGAAUCUUCUCCAGAUUUUUCGGAGGCCCUGUUGAUGCUGUGUUCUUUAUCAUCCUAACAAGCUAGGGAACAUAUCCUGAGGCAACCACUGCAGCCAUGUCAGGUGACUGGAGCAAUUUACAUUUCCUGUACGAGUUGAACUUUGAACUUUGGUAACCAAGCUGCAGUGCAGAGCAAUAUUUAUGAAUCCAACAUAUGUGGUAUACCCUCAGGGGAAGACUGAUACCUAAAAGUAUUUUUAUAAAUAUAAGCUUUUUAUACUGAUUAUGUCUUUAUAUUUGUAUCAAUGUUUUAUUGUUUCUAUUGAAUAGCUAUAUAGUUCACUCAAGCACUGAUAUCUGGCUAAGACCUUGGAAAUACAUAUAUGUAUAUAUAAAUCUUAUUGUACUUUUGAACUUCAAUGAAAAAAAAGACUUUCAGAUGAAACUAGCUGAAAAACCUCACAUAGCAAAUCCACAAGGCUUGGUAAUGUAUGUAGACCAAUAAAUGGCAAUAAGCCAAAGUCUUUUCACAUUUUUAA